Molecule: messenger RNA, 1623 nt
Organism: Peniophora sp. CBMAI 1063
Lineage: Eukaryota; Fungi; Basidiomycota; Agaricomycetes; Russulales; Peniophoraceae
Source: the annotation of a GenBank genome assembly
AUGACCACCAAGCCCGAGCGUCUGGGUCGUCUGCACAAUGCGUCGGUCUCGACUGUUGCACUGAACCCGGACUCGCUUCCGGCCGAGACGAACCUGCCACCGGUCCCUCCCUUGCCGAAUAAAAAGUCGGUCAGCGACCUGUCAAGGAAGGCUACUCUGACGGACAACACUCUGCAUGGAGGAGAGGGCGAGUCGGCUAUUCCGGAGGACAAGAAGGAGGAGGCAUAUGAGAAUGUCGAGGACGACUGGCAGCAUGACAAGCGCAACCCGCGCAACUGGAGCGGGAAGAAGAAAUGGCUAUGCGUUGGGAUCGCAUCGUUCUAUACCUUUGUAACACCCCUGAGCAGUUCUAUCAUGGCCCCGGCGUUACCCUAUAUCGCACUCGACCUCGGUAUCACAAGCGAGACUGUUGUUGCCCUCACACUGUCCAUAUUCUUACUGUCUUUCGCCUUGGCACCCUUGUUCUACGCUCCUCUGUCGGAGAUCUACGGGCGCAAGUGGGUCCUAGACAUUAGCAACAUCUUCUUCAUUGCAUUCAACUUCGGCUGCGCAUUCGCUCCCUCGACGGGCGCGUUGGUCGGUCUCCGUUUCCUCUGUGGUUGGGUCGGCGCGGCGCCCCUCGCAGUAGGCGGUGGGAUCAUUGGUGAUCUGUUCUCGGAGAAGGAUCGUGCUCCUGGCAUGGCGUUGUAUUCACUUGGACCGCUCAUCGGGCCUGCCAUUGGACCAGUCAUGGGCGGCUAUCUUGCGGAAACCGUAGGAUGGAAGUACUGCUUCAUCCUCGUCGGUGCCCUUUCAGCUGCCGCCGGCGUGCUUGGUGUUCCUCUUCUUCGUGAAAGCUAUGCGCCCGUGAUCCGCCUUCGACUGGCUAAGGGCAUGUCUCCUGAGGAGGCUAUCAAACAUCAUCCUCAUCUUCAAGCCGCCCACGAUCCCAGCAAGAAAUGGGCAAUCAUGCGAGAAAACCUUGAGCGACCGUUCAUUCUCCUCACGCGCAGCAUCAUCUGCUUCGCGCUCAGCCUAUACAUGGCCCUCGUGUAUGGCAUAUACUACCUGAUGUUCGCAACAUUCCCAGAAUUGUUCGCCACAGUAUAUGGGUUCUCGUCUGGCUCCACCGGAUUGACCUACCUCGGUCUUGGUCUCGGUUUCAUCUUGGCUACCGCGCUCGGAGGGCACUACGGCAACGUUGUCUAUCUCGCUCUCGUGAAGAAGAACAAUGGUGUCUCCAAACCCGAGUAUCGUCUGCCUGCACUGAUCUUCGGGUCCUUGUUCGCGCCAAUCGGCCUCUUCUGGUAUGGUUGGUCUGCGCAAGCCGGAAUACACUGGAUCAUGCCAAUUAUCGGCUGUGGUAUCUUUGGCUUCGGUCUCAUGGCCGUUUUCCUCCCUAUUCAACUGUACCUCGUCGACACCUAUACUUAUGCAGCAUCGGCGCUCUCGGCGGCCUCAGUCGUGAGGUCUUUGCUCGGCUUCGCUUUUCCUCUCUUCGCCUCCCAGAUGUUCGAUGUCAUGGGUCUAGGCGGUGGAAACUCUUUCCUCGCUGGACUCUCCAUCCUCUUCGGCAUUCCGUUCCCUAUCUGGCUGUGGUUCCGGGGUGAACAGAUGCGGGCGCGGAGCAGCCUGACGCGCUGA